Messenger RNA from Aethina tumida (small hive beetle), 3237 nucleotides. Its product is annotated as protein prickle. NCBI's taxonomy places the organism in Eukaryota, Metazoa, Arthropoda, Insecta, Coleoptera, Nitidulidae. Gene Ontology annotation, molecular function: zinc ion binding. The transcript is spliced from 7 exons. Bases 243 to 2900 code for a protein of 885 amino acids. The record is from RefSeq and is a predicted model, not a curated record.
UUGUCCGUUUAGUCGACUACUACUUCGCGCAGUACCUCUUUUUGCGCGACGUGCAACCGAAAAUUCGCCCCGGGUGUGAGACAAGUGCGCAAACGGCACGACAGGUGGAAGAAAAACGUGGUGGAAUUUUAAACGCGGCGUGUCGAUUAUCGGUGGAUGGUUUUUUUUUAUUGUGCGUACAAGUGUGAAUCAUAUCGACCAGGACGUGUGAUGCUUCGUCUGCAGCGUCAGUAAUUUUGGUAAUGAAGAGCCACACAAUGUCCAAUACCAGCACCGCAUUGAAACACGAGAACGCUGCACAGUCGGCCAAUGUGCUGAUGUGCAAGCAAUGGUGGAAGGUAUGCUGGAUGUACGGCGACCAGGAAAAGUACUACAGACAACUAUACGGUAAACGUGGAGGGUCGAAGAAUCUGCGCGACAACAAAAAGUUUUAUAAUGGCAUUACUUCGAUACAGAACCAGGAUAGUAACACCAGUGUUAGUGCGCAAAAUUCUAGUUUGCAUCAGAGUGUUGGUAGUGGUGAAAGCCAGGGUAAUUUUUAUGAAAACACCCUGAGGAAUGAUCAGGUGUCGCCUGUGAAUAACAGUUUUGUGUUCGAGGAGAUUCGCAUGCCGUCACCCAGUUCACCAGGAUUAAGUUCGUUGGAUCUGACACGAGGAAUUGAUGAGCCCGUAUGUCGGAACUUCUCGUGGCCUGACAGCGGGAUGUCCAACAACGACGGGAUCAUCAACGGCCCCCUGUCCCCACCGGCUCUGCCCUCGCCAGGAGGUAAAUUACCCUCGCUGGACCCCUCCGACAGAUUCCUGGGCAAAGGUUCCCCGUUUUCACCGUCGCAGAACGGGGAUCCGCAACGACACUCGCAAAGCGACGACGACUCGGGAUGCGCCCUGGAAGAGUACACUUGGGUACCACCGGGACUGAGACCCGAUCAGGUGCACCUAUACUUCAGCGCGCUGCCGGAAGACAAAGUUCCUUAUGUAAAUUCCGUGGGAGAGCGGUACAGAGUGCGACAACUCCUGCAACAACUUCCUCCGCACGACAACGAAGUGCGGUACUGCCACGCGCUCAGCGAUGAGGAACGCAAGGAGCUACGUCUUUUCUCGGCCCAGAGGAAACGGGAAGCUCUGGGUCGCGGUGCGGUCCGACAACUCCCCGGAAAUAUGCAAUGCGAGACGUGUGAAGAGACUAUGUCUUCGGGAGAUAUAUGCGUGUUCGCAUCGAGAGCUGGACCGAACACUUGCUGGCACCCCGCUUGUUUCACCUGCUGCAUAUGCAGAGAACUGCUAGUGGACCUGAUCUACUUCUACAAAGAGGGCAGACUUUACUGCGGUAGACACCACGCAGAAACAAUCAAACCCCGUUGUUCAGCCUGUGAUGAGAUUAUUCUUGCCGAUGAAUGUACCGAAGCAGAAGGAAGAGCCUGGCACAUGAAGCACUUCGCUUGUUCCGAAUGUGAAAGACAACUGGGCGGUCAAAGAUACAUAAUGAGGGAUGGCAGACCAUAUUGUCUUCACUGUUUCGAUGCCAUGUUUGCCGAAUAUUGCGAUUCCUGUGGCGAACCAAUUGGCGUUGAUCAAGGACAGAUGAGUCAUGAAGGACAACACUGGCAUGCCACUGAAUCCUGUUUCUGUUGCCAUACUUGUCAUACGUCUUUAUUAGGACGGCCAUUUUUGCCAAGGAGAGGUGCAAUUUACUGCUCCAUUGCUUGCAGUAAAGGUGAACCCCCAACACCCAGCGACAGCUCUGGUCCCAAUACACGACUUCCAAGACAAUCCAGAAAUCGCCCCAGGAACAUUUCUCCUAACGGCAGUAGUAGCCCGCCGGGUUCUCCUCAUUUAAGAAGACAUCCUCCGGCAGGGUCGCCCACUAUGUCAUCUCCAUCAUCUCCACCCGCAAAUCAAGGACAAGGCCAACCGUCGUUGCGAAACACUGGUACCAGAUCGCCUUACAGUUCACCAAAGGCGGGACGUAAAACUUCUCAAAGGUCGCCCAAACCUAACACGUCUUUAGCAAGCACUCCGACUCCUUCCGACAAUGGAGUGGGUUUCCAUAAUGAUUCUCACAUACCCGAAGAUGCCACCCUUAAAAUGUCAUCUACACCUAGUGGCAGAGGUUUGGAUAGAGUACUUCUAGAACGCAACUUGGAAAGACUUUUAACUGAAAGAACUCAACCUCAUAACGCAGACUUGGAAAAACUGUUGCACGCCAGGGACAGAAGCCGAGAACCUCUACACCUCGCUGAUCUCAGUCUGGACGACUGGCAGACAAAGACUUCGUGUGAAGAUGCCGACAACGAUAAGAGCUCCAAAAGUUCCGAAAACAAGUCCGACAAUAACUCCUCGGAAAAAGACAAUAACAACGCAUCUAUGCUCCAACCACCACACGCUUCGUCCAUGCCCGAACUGGCUGCACCUGGCUCUAGUGAAAGCACUGGAAAUUGCACAACGCCCGGUUCACCGAAUAAACGAGGUAGAGGCCUGUUGAGCGUGCGCUUUCAAGGUGACAACGAAGCCUUUGAGGCAGAUGAAGCUGAUAACGCCAGUGUUGAAGCUUCGCGUAGGUUCCCAAGAAGUCGAAGUUACGCAGGUCGUUCACGCCAUGUUGACACUCUCGAAAGAAAAAACAGGCCAAGGAAAACCACAUCAGAUUCACAAAUGGCGGGAUCUAGCAGACAUCACGACGAUGAUGGUGCCAGCUAUUGCUCUACAUGUUCAUCUAGUUCUUCAAGCGAUGAUCUGGAUUAUCAGUUGCCACCGCGGAGAGCUUACGGUGGAGUCAGAAUAUCCUACGUUCCUAAUGAUGCUUUGGCCAUGGCCCGACGCAGGCAAGCAACUAAUCAGAAAUCUCCAAGUAAAAGGUUGCCUCUGGAUGACAAAGACAAGAAUUGCAUCAUAUCUUGAUUAUUUAUUAUACGUAGACGUAUCCAAGAUGCCUUCCAUUUUAUAUUAUAUCGCAUUGCCAAAAAGUAAUUGUAACGCAAUAUAUUCAGGGUAUAUAGUUAUUAUAUUAUACUUUUUAAUAUGUAAAAUGUCAAGAAAUGGAAAUUUUGUUUUUCGACUUUGGAUGUGUUAUUUAUACAAAACAAGUAAUGUGUAUAAGUAAAUUGCCUUUUAUUGUAAUGUAAGAAAACUAUUAGGCUUGCAUAUUUAUAUUUAUCUUAUGUUCUAUACAGUAUAUCAUUGUGUUCUAUAAAGAUAGCUUUUUGUACAAACUUGUACCUUGUAAACAAUUUUAAUU